This is a messenger RNA of Metopolophium dirhodum (rose-grain aphid), 757 nucleotides long. RefSeq names its product mitochondrial import inner membrane translocase subunit Tim9-like. The record is from RefSeq and is a predicted model, not a curated record. Lineage: Eukaryota; Metazoa; Arthropoda; Insecta; Hemiptera; Aphididae. The transcript is spliced from 3 exons. The coding region runs from base 373 to 663 and encodes 96 amino acids.
CUUUGAGCAAUUUAUUCUCUGAAAACGAAAUAAUCUAAGAAAAUGUAAAUGUUAUGCAAUAUUGAUAACACGGACUAUCUUAGUCCGUGGUUGAUAAUGUUUAAUCACGAACUACUAGUAGUGAUAGUAGUAGUUCGUAGUUCGUACCAUAGAGUAAUAAUAGUAGUGAUAGUAGUAGUUCGUGGUGUAAAUGUGUGAUAGUACUUAAUUUUUUAUAAUUUAUAUUUAAUUUAUCGUAGGGUUGAAAAAAAAAAUUUUUUUAAACAUAUUCCACAUUUUUAUUUCCUAUUUGAUUCAUUCGUUUCCAUAUUAGAACAGAUACUAAUUUAUAUUUUGAAUAACUGUCAACCAAACUCAUUAACCAACAUUAUAAUGGAAAACGCAAAUGCAAAUGUGACUGACCCUAAUAUGGAUUUUGAUGCUUCUCAACUGGCCAGUGUUAAAGAAAUAUUUAAGUCAUAUAAUAAAUUAACAGAGUUAUGUUUUAUGGAUUGUGCGACAGAUUUUACAAUGGGUGAUCUUAAAAGUGAAGAAGUAAGGUGCGCUGAAAAUUGUACAAGCAAAUUUCUUAAAGCUUCUGAAAGAAUGACACAAAGGUUUCAGGAGUAUCAAUUGAUAAUGAAUGAACAUGUGAUUACUGCUCAACAAAAUGCCAAUGCAUAAAAUAUUACCAUUUAUAUAGUACUUAAAGACUUUUUUUAAACCUUUUAAGUUGUAGAAUCAUAAAUAAUAUACUUUAAAUGUAAUGUUAAAUUAA